AUGUUAACGACCGUUAAGGCUUUAAAGUGCAUUAAGUGCAUUAAUAAUAAGAUCAUAUCGAAGUCUAAUAAAGAUUGCUAUAAUUGCGAUACGAGCGUUAUUCGCUGUCUCCGGUAUGCUAAAAGUAGCUAUAGCAAUUGCACCGCUGCUUUUGCUGUUAUUAACACCGCUUUCGAUAAUUUCCUCGCUUUAGAUGCUGCUUUUUUUAAGAGGUGCUUAGCGAACCGUAGUCCGAUGACGCGGAGCGCUUCGAGCAUAUCACCUUUUCCUCUUGCGCUUGCGAUAGUUGCUUUUGUUACUUCCGUCGCUUUCGCUGCUUUCGUCGCUUUCGCAGCUAUCGUCGCUUCCGUCGCACUUAUUAUCGUCGCUCCUUUUGCGUUAAUCGUUGCGCUUGCCGCUUUCGCGGCGGCGCCCGCCGUUGCUAUAACUCUUACGGAGCGCCGAGCUAAAGUGAAGAGAUUGCUAAGAGCUUUAGUCGAUCUUUUAUUAUAA
This is a messenger RNA of Drepanopeziza brunnea f. sp. 'multigermtubi' MB_m1, 492 nucleotides long. Lineage: Eukaryota; Fungi; Ascomycota; Leotiomycetes; Helotiales; Drepanopezizaceae. The record is from RefSeq and is a predicted model, not a curated record.